Magnolia sinica is the source of this 1809-nucleotide messenger RNA. Its product is annotated as zinc finger CCCH domain-containing protein 46. Gene Ontology annotation, molecular function: metal ion binding. The transcript is spliced from 10 exons. Lineage: Eukaryota; Viridiplantae; Streptophyta; Magnoliopsida; Magnoliales; Magnoliaceae. The record is from RefSeq and is a predicted model, not a curated record. Bases 121 to 1299 code for a protein of 392 amino acids.
UGAAGAGUCACCAGAAUUUUAAAAAGGUGCAAAAAAUUAACACAUGAGUGUGGCGCCUUUUUAUGUGUUAUGGAAAUCGAUUAAUGUGAGAAAUAGGUGGAGGGAAAAGAGAAAAGAAAGAUGAAUGAAAGAAAGAUUUGCAGAAAUUUUCAGCGCGGCAGUUGUCAAUAUGGGGAACGCUGUAAAUUUCUGCACGUGACUCAGCAACAGUCAAAACCUAGUGCCUUCGGAUUCGGUGUCCUGAGCGGUUCACAGUUUAACCAACAACAGCCACAACAAAGGCAAAAUCCUUUUGGGUUUGGGGUGCAGAACAGCUCAUAUUCAAAAAGCACAUCUGAUUUUGGCCCCAAAUAUCAGAAUCAAGCCAAGCCAUUUGAAAAUAAGUGGACCCGUUUCUCCCCUAUAGCCGCUGGUAACUCCACGUCAUCUCGACAGACUGAUAAUCAGCCACCUCAGGCGGUUAAUCAUAAGUGUACUGAACCUGAAUUAUGCAAGCAUGAAAUUGCCAAAGAUUUUGAACAUGAAAGACCACUUUGGAAGCUUACCUGCUAUGGCCACUCUAAGAAUGGCCCUUGUGAUAUUAUUGGGGAUAUAAGCUAUGAAGAACUGCGAGCAGCAGCAUACGAGGAUGCCAGACGAGGAAUGAGUUUGCAAGAAAUUGUUCAGAAAGAGAGAAACCUACUCAGUUCCAAGUUAAUUCAAUUUGAGAACUUACUGCGUAACCCAUAUGUGAUAUCUCAAAAACCUAGUUCUUCCACAGCUAGCCUGUUCCCUGGAACCAACGUUAAUGCAUCUUCAGCAGUUGUUUGGAGUAAUGCCCCUCCUCCAGUUUCAAGUUUUGCCCAACUUGGGUCAUCAAUUAAUUCAGGAUUCACCAGGCCUCCUGCACCAUCAAACCAUGCUUUUCGGCAACCAAGUCCUUUCCAAAUUUCCAACCAAACUUCAGGCGUAUUCGGAAGCCAGCUACCAUUGCAUUCAUUUGGAAGUGCACCAAGCUCCAACAUUUUGAACUUCAACAACAGUUCGACAAACGUUGGAAGCAACAUACUAACCUUCUCUCCAGUUGCACUGCCGCACCAUCCCAGUUCUGCAAAUAAUCAGUUAAUCAGCAUCCUCAAUGGGACAGAAAUUGCAGUUAAUACAGUUGGGCAAGCAUCUGUGGAUGCUCUCUCAGUGGAUAACAAGAAAGCAGGAGUUCCGGGAGAGGCAAGUAUUUGGUUGAGGGAGUGGAAACGAGGAGAGGUAAAAGCCCGUAUGGUAGACUUGGAACUUGGGGAGUUGUGCAAAUUGUCUACUUAGGGUGUCUCUUCCACUCAUAUUCCAGAAGAACCACCUCCAGAUGAAUUCAUAUGAAGCAUUUACUACUUGGUGAAAGGAAGAAAAUGUCAGUGAUGACGAGAAGUUAAUUUUCCAUGCUCCUACAGUCUUCCUUUAAAUGGAUGUGCCACACAAUGAUUUACCACUUCAUACCAUGAUACACUAUGCCAAAUGCCGUGGUAACUGAUUUGUCCGAUUGGGUACCUUAUCUUGGACUUGCCGUCAUAGGAGCUGGCAACAAUGCAAUUGAUGGCAAAGCUACUGGCUCUAUGUAUGUAUGCUGCUGCGAUUAAUUUUACAUUCUACAUUUUCAGCGUUUCAUGUUACUGACGCUUAUACAAGAUGGGCGGUUGAGAGCCCAUGCAUUUUCCAUCUACUCAUCUUCUCUAACACGGGAGAUUAAUAGGAUUGGAAAAACCAAAGGAACUGAAUUAUAAGGAGAACAAUCAAUUAUUGAAAGAUCCUAUCCCCUAAUGUUGGUUCAUUUUUUCA